Molecule: messenger RNA, 969 nt
Organism: Postia placenta MAD-698-R-SB12
Lineage: Eukaryota; Fungi; Basidiomycota; Agaricomycetes; Polyporales; Adustoporiaceae
Exons: 4
Coding region: 1-969 (322 amino acids)
Source: RefSeq, a predicted model, not a curated record
AUGGGUGACUCCUAUGCUCAUGACGAGAGUCAGUCACAAAUCGUCGCGGAGACGAUGUGGCUCCAGGGCGCGCUCCUCAAUAAUUUGCUUUACGGCAUAGACCUCAUAUUGUUCUUUAUAUGCUGCAAGCACGUCGUGCGAAAGAUGACGCCCAGCAACCGCAAACGGCAGGUCUGCAAUUUGAUCUUCAUCGCUACGCUCUUCAUGUUGGGUACCCUUGGAACCUUCGGUAACGUCAACAUGACACAACGGGCUUUCAUCAAUCACCGUAACUACCCCGGUGGCCCUGCACGCUAUGAAACCGACAUGUUCUGGAUACCUAGCAAUGAGCUCGGAACGGUCGCUACCGUUUUUGGCAAUUGGCUUAUGGAUUCGUUGCUGGUCUGGAGAUACAUGGCCAUUUUUGCUGGUGUAUCUGUGGUACCAACGUGGGCUAUUAUCACAGUCCCCUGUCUCAUGUUGACAGCAUCAGUUGGUCUUGGGCUGCUCUUCCUUGUUGAAACUUCGCGGUCGUCACCUUUCGAUGCUGUGACGGCCACCGUGCCCUACUUCGCCAUGACGAUAUCACUCAACGUCCUUCUCACCAUGCUCAUCGUGGCACGGCUACUCCGCUUCCGUUCGCGCUUAGUUCGAGCACUAGGUGAAGAACAUGGAAAGUAUUACGGAUACCUGUCCAUGGUCCUCGUGGAAUCGGCCUCGCUGUUUGCCGUGUUCUCAUCCAUGCUCCUCAUCACCGAGGCCGUGAAUAGCUCACUUGCGUACUUAAUUUUACAAAUUGUCGGCCAGAUACAGGUGAACAAUCUCAUCGCUUCUGAUCAUCAUCCACACAAUCAAGGGGAAGAGCUAUUCGGACGUCAUUUCCACAAUGAGGCCAAUAUCAAGCCUGCAAUUCGACGGGAUGUCAACAUCUGUAUUAAAUUCUCAUGGGCUCAAUACAAUAAUAUCCCCAGAGGGGUUAUACUUCUCUGA